AAAUCAAGAAAAAAAACAUCUCAAUCCAAAAUCCCACAAAAAUUCUCAAAAAAUGUUCAUCAAAUUUGCAAUUCUAUUUGUAUUUGUACCAUUUGUAGUUGCAAUUGAUCAUGUAAGUACAAGUACACCACAAGAACCGAUUCUUGAAUUGUACAUGCACGAUAUCUUGGGAGGAAAUAAUCCAACAGCUCGGCCAAUAACCGGUUUAUUAGGCAAUAUUUAUAGUGGACAAAUACCAUUUGCUACACCACUUGGAUUUCAACCUCCAAAAGAUGGUGUUGUAAUUCCAAAUGCUAAUGGUGCAAUGCCAACAUUCAAUAUCAAUGGUGUUCCAUUAGGGACAGGUCUAGCAGGCACAAUAUUUGCUGGAGGAAAUAAUAAUAAUAAUGGACAAAAUGUGAAUACUCAAUUAGGCCCUGAUGGUCUAGGGCUGGGGUUCGGGACGAUCACGGUUAUCGAUGACUUCUUGACCUCGUCUCCUGAAUUAGGUACACAAAAUCUUGGAAAAGCACAAGGAGUAUAUGUAGCAAGUUCAGCAGAUGGAAGUACUCAAAUGAUGGCAUUUACAGCUAUGUUUGAAGGAGGUGAAUUUGGUGAUAGUCUUAAUUUCUUUGGAGUUUUUAGAAUUGGAAGUACAAUGUCAAGAAUUUCAGUAACAGGAGGAACUGGUAAAUUUAAAAACGCGUGUGGAUUCGCGGAAAUACGUUCACUUAUACCAGCUGGUCAACAUGUUACUGAUGGUGCAGAGACAUUGUUGAGGAUUGUUGUUCAUCUUACUUACUGAAUUUGCUUUAAUUUGAUGUAAUUUUGUUUGUGUGGAUUCUGUUUUAUUUGAUGACUAUGAAUAUUAUAGCUUUGGUUUUGUGUUA
This is a messenger RNA of Solanum stenotomum, 869 nucleotides long. RefSeq names its product dirigent protein 16-like. Bases 53 to 784 code for a protein of 243 amino acids. Lineage: Eukaryota; Viridiplantae; Streptophyta; Magnoliopsida; Solanales; Solanaceae. The transcript is spliced from 2 exons. The record is from RefSeq and is a predicted model, not a curated record.